This is a messenger RNA of Prinia subflava (tawny-flanked prinia), 1233 nucleotides long. RefSeq names its product histone H2B 1/2/3/4/6. Gene Ontology annotation, cellular component: nucleosome. The record is from RefSeq and is a predicted model, not a curated record. Lineage: Eukaryota; Metazoa; Chordata; Aves; Passeriformes; Cisticolidae. The transcript has a single exon. Gene Ontology annotation, molecular function: protein heterodimerization activity; structural constituent of chromatin; DNA binding. The coding region runs from base 1 to 381 and encodes 126 amino acids.
AUGCCCGAGCCGGCCAAGUCCGCCCCCGCGCCUAAGAAGGGCUCCAAGAAGGCGGUCACCAAGACGCAGAAGAAGGGCGACAAGAAGCGCAAGAAGAGCCGCAAGGAGAGCUACUCCAUCUACGUGUACAAGGUGCUGAAGCAGGUGCACCCCGACACGGGCAUCUCGUCCAAGGCCAUGGGCAUCAUGAACUCCUUCGUCAACGACAUCUUCGAGCGCAUCGCCGGCGAGGCGUCGCGCCUGGCGCACUACAACAAGCGCUCCACCAUCACGUCGCGGGAGAUCCAGACGGCCGUGCGCCUGCUGCUGCCCGGCGAGCUGGCCAAGCACGCCGUGUCCGAGGGCACCAAGGCGGUCACCAAGUACACCAGCUCCAAGUAAAUAGUAGCUAAAAAUAUCGCUUAACCCAAAGGCUCUUUUAAGAGCCAGCUACUUUUUAAAUAAAAGGGCUGAAAAAACACCAUGUAACUUCUUACUGUAGAAUAUUCGGGUUUGGGGUUUUUUUGUUUAUUUUGUGGUUUUUUAGGUUGUUUUGUUUUAUUUUUUUCCUUUUUUUUUCUUCGGGUUUUAGGAUUUUGAGAACACUCUUAAAGGGUUUUUUUGAUAAAAUAGCGUUCUCGAGUUUACUGAUUCAAUAAACAUUCCUUUACUGAAAUGUAGCUGUAAAGUAGGUUUUAAAUGCCUGGGAGUGUUGGGGUUUUCUUAGGUGGUUCUUACCUUAUUUUUAUGCUUUGCAUAAUUUUCAGUUUUAGCCUGGAUUUUUCUAUUUGGGUGGGAAUCAGAAUUGUUAUUAAUAGAUACUCAUCCAUGUACAGCACUGCAGUAACAAGGUCUACCACUUCGUGGUGCUCAGUCUUUCGGGUUUUGGGGGAUUUGGGUCAUUUUUGUUGUAACAGUUGAGAUAAGUACAGCUCACUAAACUAUAGAAGAAUUUAUGUAACGACAAGUGACAUUUACCUUAAACUCUUGCAAAUAACCCAGUGAUCAAUAUAGCUCAAAAGUACUUUCUAAAACCUUUAUCUUCACUGUUUUUCUUUUUAAUUCUACUGUUCAUGUGGGGCGUUUUUUUGGUUUUGUUUUUGCAGUAACUUGCCUAGCUUCCCCCUGUGACUAUUAGGUUCUCCUUGCAAGUCAGAAAACAUGUGAAGAGUAAUAUUUUUUUUACAUAUCUGACCUUUUCUGCAUUUAUCUGUCACAAAUUGUAAUAAAACUAUGAAAUACUAACAAACUAGA